AAGGAAGCAAUUGAGCGAGGGACUUUAGCUGCUGAUAGCGAGUUUUGGUGUAGCAUUUGAGCUCUUGGGACGUCUAUCUUCUCGUAUCUUGUGCCUAUGAUACAUAAAUGCUGCAUCGAUUUGUCUGUACAAUGUGGCUAUACACGCGUGGUAAACUCAUUGAGGAGUCUUACCAUUUUUGAACUUGGAACCUCUUGUAUCACCAUCACAAUGACCGAACGAUCCAAUUCUUUCGACCAAGAGACUGUCAAUAAACUCGAGAAACGCCUUAGCCAGCGACCUGAGAAGACCGAUCUUGUCGAUCGCAAUAUUCUGAAAGACGACAAAGGGAUUGCACCUUCACUUGUUGCGGCAAAAGAGAAGCUUCAACGUUCUCAACUUGAGGAUAAGCUGGGCCAGGCAUUGCAACAACGCCCAAAGCCAGAGGAGUUGGUCAAAGAAGGGAUCCUCCUUGAAGAAGAAGCUCCUCCGAGUAGAGCAUAAGGAUAUAAAUGAGUGGGGGGGUGAACAUUAUGGAUACGGUUAAUUUAUGUCAUGUACUAAAAGGAAUGGAUAAAUAUAAAGCAUAAACUGAAAAGGGACAAGAA
Molecule: messenger RNA, 587 nt
Organism: Lentinula edodes (shiitake mushroom)
Lineage: Eukaryota; Fungi; Basidiomycota; Agaricomycetes; Agaricales; Omphalotaceae
Exons: 5
Coding region: 97-483 (128 amino acids)
Source: RefSeq, a predicted model, not a curated record